Messenger RNA from Emericellopsis cladophorae, 1419 nucleotides. RefSeq lists its product as uncharacterized. NCBI's taxonomy places the organism in Eukaryota, Fungi, Ascomycota, Sordariomycetes, Hypocreales, Bionectriaceae. The coding region runs from base 1 to 1419 and encodes 472 amino acids. The record is from RefSeq and is a predicted model, not a curated record. Gene Ontology annotation, molecular function: oxidoreductase activity. The transcript has 2 exons.
AUGUCGCAUUUCACUGCUACGCUCGGCCUCCUGGCCCUGGCGACACUCGCUGCCACUACAGAGGUGAAGGAGGUUGACGUUGCUGUCGUCGGCGGCGGCGCCUCUGGUGCGUACGCAGCCUUCCGUCUCCAGGAGGACUAUGGCAAGAGCAUCGCUUUGAUCGAAAGAGAGCAACGCUUGGGUGGCCACGUGAACUCAUACAGAGAUCCUGCGACUGGCGAAAACUAUGAGGCGGGCGUCGUGGCGUUUGCCGACAUUGGCAAUGCGGCAGAUUUCUUUGAUCGCCUGGGCAUCGAGCGCGGUCCUACUAGGCAGCAAGCGGUGGCGACCACCUACUAUGAUUUCAAGACGGGCGAGGAAGUGGACUACACGCCCGCGUCGUUGGCUUCCAUGUUCGCUGCGAUUGAGAAGUUUCUGGUGCCCGUGGAGAAGUACGAGCCACUCUUCCAGGACCCUGGAUUCUUCAACUUCCCUGCGCCGGAGGAUAUCCCUGAGGAUCUCCUGCUGCCCUUUGGAGAAUUCCUGACUAAGUAUGAUGCUGAAGAUGCCAUGCCUCUCAUCUACAGCAACACAGCCCUCGGUCUCGGAAACGUGACCAACGAGGUGACUCUGUUCGCUCUCCAGGCCUUUGGCGGAGCCAAUGGACGUGGCGCCGUCGGGCGUCAGCCAUUCUUCUCAUUGGCUUCAGGCCGCGUUCAGGAUCUAUAUGAUGCCGUUGGCGAGGUACUCGGCGACAGCGUCCUGUACGGCAGCAAUGUUGCAUCCUCCAAGCACACAGAGAAGGGCGUUGAGGUCGAAGUCAAGGACCUCGAGACCGGCGAGUUCACCAAGGUCUUGGCCAAGAAGCUCCUCAUUGCCAUUGAGCCGUCCCAGAACAACUUGGCGCCUUUCGGUAUUGACGAAACCGCGCGCGAGGUGCUGUCCAAGUUCCACUUUUCCGCUGUCUACACGGGUAUCAUCGACAAUGCCGGCCUUGAAGAUGGGAGGUCGUACUUCAACAUGCCGUCUGCCGCUGCGCCUGACCACUCUCUUAUCCUGCCCGAGGCGCCCAACACGCCUAGAAUCGACUGGUUGGGCCCGGGACACAAGUUCCGAAUCACGCUGGUGGGAGAGGAGAGUUUGUCUGCCCAGGAUGCCAAGGACAUGCUGCAAGGCGACUUUUCUACGCUUGUUGAGGCUGGUGUGAUUGACGGUGAAGCUGGCGAGAAGGUGUCCUAUGUCGACUUCAACACGCAUGGGCCAAUGCACGCACGCGCGUCGGCUGAGGAUGUCGGGGCUGGCUUCAUCCAGGACCUCUAUGCGCUGCAGGGUCGUCAGAACACAUGGUGGACGGGAGGUGCCUGGGCCCCUGGCUUCCAGACAUUGUUGUGGCAAUUUGACGAUGUGAUCUUGCCCAAGAUUGUUGAGCAGCUAGAGUAA